AGAAAGAUCACAUCAUGUCAUUCAAGCAAGCAGUUUAUAAGAGAAACACACCUUGCCUCGAGUAGUCUUUUUCUGCUAUUCUGUAUUUUUGAAAAAUGGACAGUGCCUUUGACAAACUGGAUGCUGCUGGCUUCUUGGAGAUCUGGCAGCACUUUGAUGCAGAUGACAAUGGCUACAUUGAGGGCAAGGAGCUGGAUGAGUUUUUCCGUCAUAUGAUGAAGAGACUGGGGCCACAGGAGAAAUUGACUGAAGAGCGAGUCCAGAGAGUGAAGCAGAGGUUCAUGUCCGCCUACGACGUCUCUGCUGAUGGCAAACUACAGAUCCAGGAGUUGGCCCACAUGAUCCUACCUGAGCGUGAGAACUUCCUGUUGAUCUUCCACAGAGAAGCUCCCCUGGACAACAGUGUGGACUUUAUGAAGAUAUGGAGGAAGUACGACGUGGACAGCAGCGGCUACAUAUCAGCUCAAGAGCUAAAGGCUUUCCUGAAAGACUUGUUCCAGCAGCACGGCAGGAAAGUGUCACCUGACAAGCUGGAGGAAUACACCGACACAAUGAUGAAAAUCUUUGACAAAAACAGGGAUGGUCGUUUGGAUCUCAAUGACCUAGCCAGGAUCUUGGCUUUAGAAGAGAAUUUUUUGCUCCAGUUCCAGUUGGAUGCUGGCAGCAAAGACGAGAGGAAACGAGACUUUGAGAAGAUUUUUGAUCAUUAUGAUAUUAGCAAGACUGGAGCACUGGAGGGUCCUGAGGUGGAUGGCUUUGUCAAAGAUAUGAUGGAACUGGUCAGGCCCAACCUCACAGGUCCUGAGCUGGACAAGCUGCGAGCUGUUUUGCUACGUCACUGUGACGUCAACAAGGAUGGAAAGAUCCAGAAAAAUGAGCUCUCGCUGUGUCUGGGUGUGAAGCCGACACAGUGAAGCUGUACAACUGGAGCAUUGUGUUGGAUUGUAAAAGCAUGAAUACAUUUGAAUGUACGUGCAAAAGCAGCGAGAGAUGGCGGUUGAUGUGUGAGAGUCAAAUUGACUGACUACUGUAUAAUGGAAAAACACAUUGAGAUAGUGUGCAGUAUAAAGAAAAAUGAUGUGUAUUGUGCAUGAGUCCAAAUUAAAUGCAAUGUGAAUGUUUCUGGCUAAAAACUCUUUUUUUUUGCUGUAGAGGUAAUAGCUACAAGUUGGAUACAAAAGAGAGAAAUAGCAUUUUGAUUUCAAACAACUACUACACAUGGGGUGCAUGCCACUGCCAUCUUGUAUUGUGUCAUCACUGUGGUUACAUCAAUUACUGAAUAAAAAGC
Doryrhamphus excisus (bluestripe pipefish) is the source of this 1288-nucleotide messenger RNA. It is a transcript of the gene scgn, whose product is annotated as secretagogin, EF-hand calcium binding protein. Gene Ontology annotation, molecular function: calcium ion binding. Lineage: Eukaryota; Metazoa; Chordata; Actinopteri; Syngnathiformes; Syngnathidae. Gene Ontology annotation, cellular component: synapse; terminal bouton; nucleus. The record is from RefSeq and is a predicted model, not a curated record. Gene Ontology annotation, biological process: regulation of presynaptic cytosolic calcium ion concentration; regulation of long-term synaptic potentiation.